CCAAGUACAGUGCCCAUGCUAGUAGUAGUACUAUUUUUCGGGUGACGGGAGCGGCAGCGUCAUAUUUAUAAGAGCCAGCAAAAGGCGGCUCUCUUCUUUUUUGUUUGUUUGGAUAUUCUAUUCUGCUUCUUCGGAUCUAUGCUUCAAAUCUUAUCUACAAAACAACUCAGCACUCGAUUCAUUCAUACAGUUUUGCAGCUUCAAAUGUAUUAGGUGGACUGACAAGGAAGCACAUCACACUUUUCACUGGCUGUCCAUUGCCACGGGAUCGUUUCACUACCUCUGUUCAAGGAAUGCUGUGGAUUUCACUUUCUAUGUGAAUUCCUGAGUUAAUUUGUUAGGAAGUGUCAGGGGCUCGAAUUCUAAACAAGAAAGAGAUGGCAGUUAGACAGGCAUCAUUAGGUGGGGUGGAUGUGGAUUUAGAAACAAAGACAAAUGUAGAAAAGCUGAAAAGAGGAAUUGCAGAGUUCUAUGACGAGUCAUCGGGAAUAUGGGAGGACAUCUGGGGAGACCAUAUGCAUCAUGGGUUCUAUGACCCUAACUCCACCGUCUCCCUAUCUGAUCAUCGUGCUGCUCAGGUUCGGAUGAUUGAGGAGGCCCUUAAAUUUGCCUCAGUUCCAGAGGAUCCAAUGAAGAAACCAAAAAGCAUUGUUGAUGUUGGAUGUGGUAUAGGUGGCAGUUCUCAGUACCUAGCAAGGAAAUAUGGUACUGAAUGUACGGGUAUCACCCUAAGCCCUGUGCAAGCAGAAAGAGCUCGAGCUCUUGCUGCUGCACAAGGAUUAGAAAACAAGGUUUCCUUUGAAGUUGCAGAUGCCUUAAAUCAACCAUUUCCAGAUGGGAAAUUUGAUUUGGUGUGGUCUAUGGAGAGUGGAGAACACAUGCCAGAGAAGGCAAAGUUUGUUAACGAGUUAGCUCGGGUUGCGGCCCCUGGUGCAAGGAUAAUCAUUGUUACAUGGUGCCAUAGGAAUCUUUCCUCCUCUGAACAGUCACUAAAUCCAGAUGAGAAAAAGCUGCUAGACAAGAUAUGUGAUGCAUAUUAUCUUCCAACAUGGUGUUCCACAGAUGAUUAUGUGAAGUUGUUGCAGCCCCUCUCUCUUCAGGAUAUCAAGGCUGCAGAUUGGUCUGAAUAUGUUGCACCAUUUUGGCCAGCAGUAAUAAGAUCGGCAUUGACAUGGAAGGGGAUAACAUCACUGAUACUGAGUGGAUGGAAGACCAUAAAAGGAGCAAUGGUUAUGCCAUUAAUGAUGAAAGGAUAUAAGAAAGGUUUAAUUAAAUUCGCAAUUAUAACAUGUCGGAAGCCAGAAUAAACAAGAAAGCCAUCCAGUUUGUCUGUGAUUCGUAGGAUUUCUCAUUUCCAAUGAUGUCAUUGAUGUGAGAGGAUGCUAUGUCUGUUUGACUGCUCAUUCAGCCUGUUGUGUAUGAAAUAUUUUGUGAUGUUCAUCCAACUAUAUUUAGUUCACUUGAUGAAGAUUUUGGAUAUACGGUGGAAAUUCCUAUAUGUUCAUGCAAA
Molecule: messenger RNA, 1510 nt
Organism: Coffea arabica (coffee)
Lineage: Eukaryota; Viridiplantae; Streptophyta; Magnoliopsida; Gentianales; Rubiaceae
Product: gamma-tocopherol methyltransferase, chloroplastic-like
Biological process (GO): methylation
Molecular function (GO): S-adenosylmethionine-dependent methyltransferase activity
Source: RefSeq, a predicted model, not a curated record